AUGUCCCUGCACGCCCAACCACUCAUCACCCACAACGGCCAUGUUGCGUUUGGCAGGCGCGAAACAGCUCCCAGCAAUUGGGUGUCGAGUCCUCUAUGCCCUGGCACUCUAUAUGCCCUCUCGCUGGGCAAGUCCUCCGCCGCCGGACGGCACGAGGUGGGUGUGGGUGGGCAAAUGGACCCGUCUUCUGGCUUUCCUAGUCCUCAGCCCGCCCUCUCCCCAUCGUCUGGAGGCGCAAGAGAGCACACGUACGACCAAGAGACGACGGACGAUACCACGGCCGUGGGCACCCUUCUACACAUCGACGCUGACGGGCAGCAUACAGCAUAA
Messenger RNA from Cucurbitaria berberidis CBS 394.84, 330 nucleotides. RefSeq lists its product as uncharacterized. The record is from RefSeq and is a predicted model, not a curated record. Bases 1 to 330 code for a protein of 109 amino acids. The transcript has a single exon. NCBI's taxonomy places the organism in Eukaryota, Fungi, Ascomycota, Dothideomycetes, Pleosporales, Cucurbitariaceae.